GUUGUUUCAAAGAUGGCGGAUUUCCUGCCGUCCCGCUCCUUCUUAUCUGUAUGUUUUCCUAACUGUCUACUCACAAGUGGUGAGGUAGAACAGUUACGGAAAUCUAAAGAGAUAGAUAAGUGUAUUAAUCGAGACAAAACUUAUGUAAAAAGGUUAGUAAAGAUCUUGUUGCUUGGAGCAGGCGAGAGCGGAAAGUCCACUUUCCUCAAGCAGAUGCGCAUUAUCCAUGGGCAGGACUUCGAUCAGAAGGCUAAAGAAGAAUUCAGAGCCACGAUUUUUAGUAAUGUUAUAAAAGGUAUUAGAGUGUUGGUAGAUGCCCGAGAAAAGCUACACAUCCCAUGGGGCAACCCAUCCAACCAGCGACACGGGGACACUAUGAUGGCGUUUGAUACCCGGUCAGCAAUGGCCCACGGUCAUGGCAUGGUGGAGCAAAAAGUGUUCCAGCACUAUCUGCCAUCCAUCCGGGCGCUGUGGGCAGAUGAAGGCAUCCAAAAUGCUUACGACCGACGCAGAGAGUUCCAGUUGGGGGAGUCAGUCAAGUAUUUCCUGGACAAUUUGGAAAAGCUUGGACUGUCGGACUACCUCCCCAGCCAACAGGACAUCCUUCUGGCCAGAAAGCCCACAAAAGGCAUUCAUGAGUAUAACUUUGAGAUCAAGAAUGUGCCCUUCAAGAUGGUGGAUGUUGGUGGUCAGCGCUCUGAGAGGCGGCGUUGGUUCGAAUGCUUUGACUCAGUCACUUCCAUCCUCUUUCUUGUGUCCUCCUCUGAAUAUGACCAGGUGCUGAUGGAGGACCGGCUGACCAACCGGCUUAGUGAAUCCCUCAACAUCUUCGAGACUAUCGUCAACAACAGGGUGUUCAGCAAUGUCUCCAUCAUUUUGUUCCUGAACAAGACAGACCUGCUGGAAGAGAAGGUGAAGCAGGUAUCCAUCAAAGACUACUUCCCAGAAUUCUCAGGGGACCCAAGGAGCCUGACAGACGUCCAGCGCUUUCUGGUGGAAUGUUUUCGCAAAAAGCGCCGUGAGCAGCAACAGAAGCCGCUGUACCACCACUUCACCACAGCCAUCAACACUGAGAACAUCCGGCUGGUGUUCCGUGAUGUCAAGGACACCAUCCUGCAUGAUAACCUCAAGCAGCUGAUGCUACAGUGAGGGGACUUACCAAGAGGAGGGGGAGGACUGUGUGGAGGAGACUGGGUGUUAUGGUGUCUUUCUUGACACACACUCACCGACACGCAUACCCCAGCCUGAGGAGGAAGGCAGUUAGCCUGCGGCCAUCCCUCCUUAUCUCCAUGACUUUGAUGAGCUCCUCUUUUUGAACUUUGACUUUUUAUGAAACUCACCACUACUACAGCCAUUCCCCCACACCUGCUCUCUGCCUUACUGAGCUUGUUCAUGCUGACUUAUGACAGCAGCCUUUGGCUUGGAGCCCAAACCAUCCUCUAAAACCACUGUAAAUGACUUCUAACUCCAACUAUCCCUCCCCUGUCCACACACUGCAGUGGACUUCUCCAGUAUUUUUAACUGUGUUUCCUCUCUGUAUGUUGCUCCCAAUCAAAUUCACAUGUUUUCUUUGCUGCUCUGACCACUGUUGAUGGGGAGGGAGAGGGGCUUGUUUUAUUGUUCUAAGUCUUUAACUGUGUAGCCUUCAAGGCCACUUACAGAUGCUGGUGACAUCAGUGACUGUUGCCAGGUAUUGCCUUUUUAAAUCCUUACUUCUUUUGUUUAGUCUCUAGUUUCUGCUUUCUGCUGACGCUUGGUGAUGACAUCACUGGGCUGGGGUGGGGAUUUCCUCUUAAGGCAGUGAAAGAGGAAAGAACAGUGCUAACACACUCACAAAUAGAAUUUUCUGUUCCUAAGUUGAUUUGAUUCUAGUUUUCUAAUAAUGCUUCUCCUUUUUUAUAUAUGAAUAUACUGUAAGUACUAUGCAUUUUUCUUAACUUAUAUUUUAUAGGGGUUUACACUUUAAGGAUUUAUGACUAGUGAUGGACUCUGACAGCUGAUUACAUUAAGAGUGGGAGAGCACUGACACAAACACAUAGAUCACUUGUACAAUUCAAACUCCAUGUUGUGAGGGUAGCUAGUGCAAAGUUGCAAAUGACCGACUGUUUAAUUUUCAGGCCCAAUGUAAACCACUGCCAACAAUGACUCAUGUGCCUAUGCCCUUCUUUGCGAUUCAAAAGACAGACUUAUAAUGUCUUACUCUGCAUACAUCUGCAAACAGGAACAUAUGAUACUAUCCGUAGGGCCCUGUAUUCUCACUGAUGUGUAGAUAUUGGAAGAAAUAAUGGAAAUGGAUUUUAACAAGGACACGACAAAAAAGGAGUUCAAGUGUGGUGGUUAAAUUUUUAGCAGAACAAUAUCCAAAACUCACUGGAGAAAUUAAAGAUGGAAGUUUAUAGCUAUUGAACAAAUUAAAAGAUAUCUGGAUAACACAGACUUAAAGUGAUAUUUACAAGGAAAGUUAUCUCAGAUUUCAAACUCUCAUUGUGACCGGGUCUUAAUGUUGUAUACAAGAGUCAAAGCAUUCAGCUUGAGUAACAGCUUCUAAGAGCCAAUUCUAACGCUCAGGGCCAACACUAAUGGUGCUUAAGUCCUUGACUAGUGUAGUCCCAUGUCGACAGACUGAAAAUGUUUUUUUUAGCAUAAGAAAAACAUUCCUACUGCCUUUUUUGUUGCAGUUAAUUUUUUCCUUAUGCUUAUCCUUAUAAAUAGUACAAAUAAACAUUUCAUCUUCAGUAGAAAGAAAACAGGGUUAUAGUUUGAACAUUUUUCUGUCUUGUGACUGUGCCACAUCUUUUAUCAUCCAUUAGCCAAAAAUCUCGUAAAAGAAAUGUGGAAGUUUGAAUUUUGGAUGUGUACACUUGUAUCCAAGGCAUUACACUAGGGUAAUACUUGUUUCUUGAACUGAUUUAGGAUACAUAUUAAUGGAGGAUUAAUAUGUUUAAAACAAUAAAGACAUGUUUCAGGCUUAAUUUUUAGGUACUGCACAAUGUGUUGCCUGGAAAUGUGGUUGUAAAUUCCUCUAGAGUGGUUAUUUUCUAGCUUUUAUGUUGCCUCUGUUAUGAUGGUAGUGUUCAGAAAAUGUCAAAUUUAAACCGAAGCCUUUGACAAAAGGUAGAAAGCAGGAGCACUGAUUUUUUUUCAGGCUCUUCUCAAAUCAUGCUUCUUUUCUGAAAGUUACCAUUUCUUGCUUGUCAUCUCUGUGCCAUGCAUUCUGAUUUAAAAAAGGGAAAAAGCCAACCUGUAUGUCACUGAUACAUUUUUUCAGUUUUUUUCAGUUUCCCUUAUUGUUGUGGACAGUUCAGUUUCCCCUUUAACUCAUUCUUUAAUGUCUAGUCUAUCACUGUGUAUCUCACACCAAGCUUUCCCCAAUUUUGAACAGCUGAUGUUACCCCCAUGCACAUUUGUGUAUAUGACCAUGAGUGUUAUUUUUCAUUUUUUGUUUGGAUGGUGUUUAUUUAAAGUAACAACAGGUGUCUAGUAGCCUGCCUUUAGGUGUUCAGUACAGUCCCAUUCUCAACUUAUUUUUGAUUUGUUAUGACCAUCUCACACUAAAAUAUGGUCUCAACAAAGACAACAGGCUCCACUAGUAAAUUCCAACAUGUCAGCAUAAGUCAGAAGAAAAUAAUCAAGGAGUAGGUAAAUGAAAAACAUGCGUAAGGAAAAGUUUGGUCAUUGGUCUUUGAUUGAACUGCCUUAUCACCAUGACCAUGACUUAAACAAGGUUCAUUGAAAGCCUUUUAGUGUUUUCUUUUGAAUAAGAUUGGCUUGUGUUUAUGUUGGAACACUGACACAUACAUCACUUUGGCUUUACAAAGUAAGUUUCUAAUUCUGGUUGCAGUCAUGUUUUUAUUGCUAAUGCAGUAAAUUGCUUUAAGAAUGUUAACACAGUUACACGCCUGUACCUGCCCUAUUACAACUGACCAAGAAACCACUGACAAAGUUUUGCUCUACCUUAGCCCUUCUCUAUAUCAGUUGCCUUUCUGUCUCAAUUUUCAGCAGUUCAGGUUGCCAUUAUUGGUGAUUUUAACUUUACUGUAUUUCUCAGAGCCUCUAUGUGGUUAAAGUGAAGACUUAGAAUAUCUAACGAACAUCAGAAAACUGAAAAAAUAUCUUGCCCAGUUAGAGGCAAGAUUUAUAGUGUAAAUUAUAUAUUUAAUUGAUUACUUUUUAAAGAUUGUAGAUCUUACAAGAAUUUGAAAAGGAGCUAUUUUUCUAUGAAAUUUGGAAAGCUGAAUUGAUUAAAAAACAGUAACAUAAUUCACUGUUACUAAUUAAAAAGAAGUGAUAAGAGAUCUUUCUAGAUCUUUCUAUGGAAAUUUCCCAUCCUUUUUCAUCAAUAUGAUCAUGCAAAAGAACUAGGAAUAUAAUUACUUAAUAAUUUUGUGUCUCAUGCGAAUUGCUGAGAUGCUUGCUCCAUGUGACCCAACAACACUGACAAAACUAUAAGCUGGGUGGAGCAAACCUUGCUAAACAAACUGAUAGGUCUCUUUAUAAAUCAGCCCAAGCUUUUUUUCUAUUUUCUAUUUUUUCUGUUUUUUUUUCUUUUUUUUUUUUAAGAAUCAGUAUGAGACCAGUCAUCUUUCAACACAAGUUUUCAUUUAUUGAAAACAAAAUCUUGAUAUAACAAAGCUAUCCUUUUUUGUCCAUAGCUGUUUAAGUGGUGAAUCCUGUCCCUCAGAACAACAAAGAGCCUUGUGUUGCUCAAAAUGAAUGUUAGCAUGAAGCAGUGAAGUCACAUGACUGAUUUUUGUACGUGUUCCCAAUUCUAUAAGAGGAAGUUGACUAACAUUACUGUCCAAAAGCUCUGAAUUCCUCUGACUGUGCAUUGCCGGUCAACAUGAUUCUCCCUCUGUCAUUCUGUUUCUGGAUGAAGCAGUGUGUGUGUGAGAGAGAGAGAGAAAGAAAGAGAGAUACAAAUACUCUGUGUCUCAGCAAGCCUGAAGCGAAAGCCAAGCAGAGGCCUCUUUGUCUGGACUCUGGCAAUUGUGUCGCGUCAUCGUUUGUGCCUGUACUUGGACACACACACACAAACCCACCAUGAGGUCAUAGCAUAACCUAAGCUCUAAGAUUCUCUUUGUUUACUCUGGACACGUGUUUUGGGUGUAGGAAUACAGACAGUAUAUUGUAUAUUAUAGAACAUCAAAAGAUGACUGGGCAAUGAAGUCUUACAAACUGUUGGACUGGGUCUAACCUUAAGAAACCUGGGUGAUGCUGCACUUCACCAUAUUUUUUGGAAUAUGGUGCCAUGUUGUGGACAAAAAUAUCUUCAGAUGCUUGUCCUAUAAGUUUCAAAGAAAGGAACAUCCUGUUUUAUUAUGAGAGGCAGUUGUCAUGUACUAUUUUAGACCUUAUAUUUUAACCCAAAUGUAGGAUGUACAAUUAUAAUCCAAAACUCUGGGCUUUUUGCUGCCCAUCAGUCUGCACAGUUGACUUGGAAAGGCACAUGAUGUGAGUUUAACUGGGUUUAGAGGUUUCUUUGCUCAGCGCUCAUCCUUUCUGUUUCUUGUAUUUACCUUAAGUCAAAGUAAGCAGAAAAUUCCUCUCAGGCUCAUAGUCUUCUAACCACCAAAAAUGAUCUCUUUGCUAGACUAAAUUAAAUUCAAUACUUAAGAUCACACAUUCAGUAUUAUGGAGCACUUGUGAAGCUGAGGCAAAAGAUGCAUGUUUCCAAAUGCCAUAAUUCUUAUGUUGUCAUGGUUAAAAGCAGUAACUUUAUUUGUGUUUGUCUUUACCAAAUAGUUUUUAUUCCAACUUGCUGUAUUAUAAUCUAAAUUUAAGAUUACAUAGAUUGCAAUGCAAAUUUAUUUGCUUUACAAAGUAAAUUUUAGAGUGUAAAUACCAGCUGGUCAUCAUUAUGCCUGUCACUUUAAGGUGUAAUUGACUAAACACAUUGAUGAUAUCCACUUUGAUUUAUAAUUGUUGCCUUACUUCCAUUUUUUAUUUCAUUGGGGCAGAAGUUGUAUUUCUGUAUCCACUCCCUAAAUAUUAAGUAUAAAUAUACACCAGGAUCUAUUUAAGUUUGCAAAUAUCAGAGUAAGUGAUAGUAUUCCAGAUUCUGACCUCCAAUACUGGUAUUUGAGCUUUCAAAACUUACCCUCAGUUUGUAUACAGCCCUUGCUCCUAAAUGUAGGAAACAAACAAGGUCUUAUAGCAAGCCACAAAACACUAAUCAAACAAAAAGGAGCACAGAGCGUUCAUGCCCUACACCUUUGUCUGUACAACUCUAAAUCUUCCUUUUCGGCACUCAGACCCACAAGAAUGGGGUUACACAAUGUUAGGGAUUAAACUUGCUCACCCAUUUAAGGUCACAUAUCCUCUGGCAGCGCCCUUUCAGUAAGGGUUGACCUUGUUAGGAUUGAUAUUUAUUUGGCUGUUACAUGUUAAGGAUGAUAAAGGUGCUGUCGUGUCUUAGACCUGGUCAGAGCAUCUUUGUGUAUCUGAAGGGGUUCCAAGGCUUAGGGCAUUUGUGAUACAGCCCUAUGGAGUCUGGUGGUGGUGGAGGAAGGAUGAAGGAGGUGUUAACUUCUGUCAUUUCUGACAGCAUUAGAGGGAUUGGCUGUUGAUUAUAUAUCGCCAAAAUUUGGCUUGUGAGUGCUGAAGGAUUAAGUGUCCUUGAGCAGGUGAUCAGAGAAACUGGAAUAAAUGGAGAUUUAUAUGAAUGAAUGAUUUAGGCAUGAAAACAGUCUUCCUGCUUGAACUGAUGCAGAGAUUCGUUAUGCCGUUCUGACAGACUUUUCUUUAAUACCUGGAUUCUCUUCAUUAAAUAAGGCAUAUAAAUAUAUUCAAGGGACUUCUCUGUGAUAAAAAGGAUCCUCAAUGCCCCAUUCUUAAGUGAAAUCAGUUAAGGUUUUAAAACCAGUUAAGUUUUUCAAGCUGAGUUGGUAAAAACAAAACAUCAGCACCAACAUUUUUUCAUGGUACAUGCUCUCAGCUGUCUUCCUUAUUCUGAUCGGUGUAGGCUUUGUAAGGAGUCUGGAAGAAAACAGUUCUGUAACUUAUCAAAAUUCUUAAUUUUAUUUUAGUUGAUUUGUAUUUUAAAAUUUGUCAUGUUUUCACCAUGCAAAACUGUGAAUGAGGUGUGGAGAAAAAACAGAGUUGAGACAUAUGCAUUACCAGCCUGUUCAGCUCAAUGUAAGUCUAAUGCUGUAGAUAGAGCUAGCCCAGGGUGCCAGCACUUGUCAAAAUCCCUAGACCCUUGUAUGAAAGAGACCACUAGAUCACAGAGAAUAAAAUAAUGUCCCUGCUUCUACUCUGAUCACAGAUGAAAUGUUAAAAAGUCAGCCCUAUUAGAGGAAUCGCAUAACUCUAACUUAACUGCAUGUGACCCUAAAUUCUCAUGGGCACAUUCUCACAGUGUCUCUGCUGCAAGAGACUGUACAGUGCUGCUUUGAAUCCCUUAAUGCCUGAAGUAUACCUUACAAAAACAAGCUUGUACCGUUUGUGUGGCCACAGUAAAUUUUUCACAUGACAAAACAAAGUAAAAAAACCUGUAGAUUUUUUUUUCAGAAUGCACAAUUUCUUCUCCAUCACAGUGAAGCAAAACUGACUUUUUGAUGUUUGUUGAUGAUAAGACAUAGAUACUAAGUAUUGUGUUAAUCUUAACAUGCUAGACAUUGUUUAUCUCAGUUGUCAGUAAUUGUGCCUGGUAGUUUUUAGCACUCCAGGCCUUUUGGUGGGUGAUAGUCGCUCAGUAUAAACAGUGUAGUCAUAGGGUCACCAUUUGCCUUUCAGCUUGCAUGUAGAUUUGUCACGGGAAAAAGUUUCAAUGAGAGGUCCCAUGUAAUGGGUCAUCAGUUUUUCCAAUCUGCGGCUGUUUUGGCCGGCUUUAUACCCUCAAAGCUCCAUGUCUACCAGUGUUUUUCUCACAAUGAACCACAUUGUCAUUUUUCUAAGUCUCCGCCGUAAAUUUGCCUUCUAACAUGUUUGUGAUACAGAUUUUGUACACUGUGUCUGUGAACCUGACAUUGCUCUCAUGACUGUAACAAUAUGUAUCUUGCAUCAUGUUUUCUUAGUGAAAAAAAUGUGUAAGAUAGACUUCGGUAGUAAUGAAUACCUGUGUAAGGAAACAAGUGUAUCCUUAUGUAGUUUAAACUAUGCAACAGCACUGCUCCAUAGUCAUUACUUGGUCUAAUGUUGUAUAACAAGUAAUCAUUAUUUACGGACUAAUGAUUUUCUUAAUGCCAGUGUCUUGUUAAAAUUUGUCUUAAAUCAAAUCAGGAAAAAAUGCAAGUAAUCUGCCAAAUUGACUGAUGUUUAGUGCCUCCUUUUUCAAGCUCUGCCUCUACUUUCCAGUCAUGUUAACAAUGGUUUUAUACUGUUUAAAGUAUUUGAAAGUGAUAACACCUACAGAAUACGAUUUCCUCAUAUUCAGAUGGAAAAAUUUCUUUUACCAGGCUUUUUGAUUUCAAUGUACAGUUUAACUUAUGCUGUUUGGCCUCUCAUCUCCUAAAAUACAUUUUUUCAAAAA
Cheilinus undulatus (humphead wrasse) is the source of this 8470-nucleotide messenger RNA. RefSeq names its product guanine nucleotide binding protein (G protein), alpha 13b (gene gna13b). Gene Ontology annotation, cellular component: brush border membrane; heterotrimeric G-protein complex. Gene Ontology annotation, biological process: Rho protein signal transduction; adenylate cyclase-activating G protein-coupled receptor signaling pathway. The record is from RefSeq and is a predicted model, not a curated record. Bases 13 to 1149 code for a protein of 378 amino acids. The transcript is spliced from 5 exons. Gene Ontology annotation, molecular function: GTPase activity; G-protein beta/gamma-subunit complex binding; guanyl nucleotide binding. NCBI's taxonomy places the organism in Eukaryota, Metazoa, Chordata, Actinopteri, Labriformes, Labridae.